Carcharodon carcharias (great white shark) is the source of this 5241-nucleotide messenger RNA. Its product is annotated as zinc finger RNA-binding protein-like. Gene Ontology annotation, molecular function: single-stranded RNA binding; zinc ion binding; double-stranded RNA binding. Gene Ontology annotation, cellular component: precatalytic spliceosome. The record is from RefSeq and is a predicted model, not a curated record. The transcript has 21 exons. Lineage: Eukaryota; Metazoa; Chordata; Chondrichthyes; Lamniformes; Lamnidae. Bases 156 to 3245 code for a protein of 1029 amino acids.
CCAUCUCCGCCCGCCCACCCGGGCCUUAGCGCCGCCUCAUCCCCUUCAAUCAGCAGCUCGGGGCCCGGAGCUCCAGGCUCAAGCCGAUGAUGGAUCCACGGUAACUGGGGCCUGAGGGCAGCUUAGUGCCCGGCCGGUUGGGCGAAGACGCCAAGAUGGCGGCGAGUAACUACUAUGGAUUCGCGCAUGGCGGCGCUCAGUACAGUGCACAGCCCGCCACUGGCAUUGCAUACUCACAUCCAUCCACGCCAGCCAGUUAUACCGUACAGCAAGCUCCACCAACGGCCCAUGCAGUCACUGCAGCAUAUGCUCCUGUGCCUGCCACGCAAACAGUGAGACCAGUGACCUCAGCAGCAUAUGGAAGCUAUCCAACCGUGCAUUCUGUGACAGACUAUAACUAUGGACAGAGGCAACCAGAAACUGCGCCACAGCAAACACCGGCUACAACACAAAACUACCAGCAGUACUACGCACAAGGAGGAAAUUCGGACAAGACAGAGUGGGGUUGGAUGACAGACUUGAUCUAUGGUUCAUCUAAGGACAGUUACAGUUAUGCACGUUCCACAGCAACAGCACCGAGUUAUGAUAAACAGUACUAUCAGCAACCUGUCUCAGCUGCUGCUCAACCUCAGCACACAGCCACAGAUUCCUACUACCAGACAAUAGCUCCUAAAACCAGUUUCAGCCAGUCUGGAACACCAUACACACAAACACAACAGUCAAGACAAGUUACUGCGAUAAAGCCCGCACCCACCCCAAUCCCGGUUACAACCAGCUUUACAGUGUAUCCAGUGGUAACGACAGUGCAACCAACAGCGCAACCUACUGCAGCGGUGGCCACAGCUGCAGUAUCUUACACACAGACACCGUCAUACAAUACAACACCAGUCAGUUAUUCAGGGUCAAGUUACACUGGGUACGAAGCUGCUGUAUACUCUGCUGCUACUUCAUACUAUCAGCAACCACAGAAGCCCUCAGCCACCACUUGGACGAGCACUGGGACUGGAACAGGAACCAGUGCCAAUACAGGAAGCACUUUCAUCAAAAAGCCUGCCUUCCAGAACAAACAGCAAAAACCGAAGCCACCACCUAAACAACCACAGCUACACUAUUGUGAUGUCUGUAAAAUUAGCUGUGCUGGUCCACAGACUUACAGGGAACAUUUGGAAGGCCAGAAGCACAAGAAGAAAGAAGCGGCUUUAAAAGGUGGAAGUCAGACUACCAGUGGACCACGUGGAGCCCAGGGUCAACUGCGAUGUGAGCUGUGCGAUGUGUCCUGUACAGGUGCAGAUGCAUAUGCUGCACAUAUCCGAGGUGCCAAGCACCAAAAGGUGGUUAAAUUACACACCAAAUUGGGGAAGCCAAUUCCCUCUACAGAGCCAGUUGUAGUGAAUUCAACAUCAGCUACAGUGAAUAAGAUGGUGAGCAGUGCCACUACCACAGCCACAGUACCAGCAGCCAUCCAGAUGCCUCCCAAGCCAGCUGCUGCCUUUACUAACAAUACAAGCAAGCCACCUACAAUAACAGUGAAGAAACCUGUAACACCCAAAAUAACAUUUGUUGGAGGAAACAAAUUACAGACGAUGGGAAACAAAAUGGAAGAAGUUAAAGUCCCAAAUGCUAAGCCAGAGCCCCAGAUGCAGGAAUUCAAGCCUGAGCAGAUCGCAGCACCAGUGCCAGCUUCCACUAUCCCAGCGCAGCUUCAGAACGAUGUCCAGCCUGUAGGCCACGAUUAUGUAGAAGAGGUCCGGAAUGAUGAAGGAAAAGUGAUCAGAUUUCACUGUAAGCUUUGUGAAUGUAGCUUCAAUGAUCCUAAUGCAAAGGACAUGCAUUUAAAAGGUCGUAGGCAUAGGCUACAGUACAAGAAAAAAGUGAAUCCAGAUCUUCAGGUUGAAAUAAAACCAAGUAUCCGAGCCAGGAAAAUCCACGAGGAGAAGAUGAGAAAACAAAUGCAGAAGGAGGAGUACUGGAGAAGGAGAGAAGAGGAGGAGCGCUGGCGAAUGGAAAUGAGGCGGUAUGAACAGGAGAUGUAUUGGAGGAGAGUGGAAGAAGAACACAUUUAUUGGGAAGAGCAGCGUCGCAGAUUAGCACCAGACUGGCACCCGCCACCGCUCAUGGGAAGACUGGGCAUGCCACAAGCACCUGCACCCAUGCCUCCUCGUCGCCCCGAUUCCUCAGACGACCGCUACAUCAUGACAAAGCAUGCUAGCAUUUAUCCCACAGAAGAAGAAUUACAGGCCGUGCAGAGGAUAGUCUCUCAAACAGAGCGGGCUCUCAAACUGGUGUCGGAUGUUAUUUCUGACCAAGAAGGCCUUAAAAAAGAUGGAGACAAUAAGGAGAAGGGGAAAGGUGACCUUGGAGCACGUGUGCUGAAAGGGGUCAUGCGUGUUGGUGUGUUGGCAAAAGGAUUGCUUCUGCGUGGCGAUAGGAAUGUUAACCUUAUCCUGCUCUCUGCCCAUAAGCCCACAAAAACCCUUCUGGAAAAAAUUUCAGCUAAUCUGCCCAAACAACUCCUGACUGUAACGGAAGAGUCAUAUGAAUUGAAAACCUGCCCCAGUGAAUCUUGUAUCUUCCUUUCUACGUGUAAAGAGCCCAAGAUGCAGGUCAAAAUUUCACUGACAUCCCCUGUCAUGCGAGACGAUGUUGCGAAGGAUAAAGAUGCAACCUCUGCCCCAGUGCAAGAUCCAUCAGAUGUAUUGAACAAGCAAAAAUGCCUUGAGGGUCUGGCUGCCCUUCGUCAUGCCAAGUGGUUCCAGGCUAGGGCUAAUGGCUUGCAAUCCUGUGUGAUCAUCAUACGAAUUCUGCGUGACCUGUGCCAGCGAGUACCAACUUGGGGAGCUUUGCCAGACUGGGCUAUGGAACUGCUUGUGGAGAAAGCCAUUAGCAGUUCUUCAGGCCCUCUGAGUCCUGGUGAUGCAAUGCGGAGGGUAUUGGAAUCUGUUGCCUCUGGAGUUCUCCUUCCAGAUGGUCCUGGGCUUCUGGAUCCCUGUGAAAAAGACCACUCAGAUGCUCUGUCCUGUAUGAGCCAUCAGCAACGAGAGGAUAUUACAGCUAGUGCACAGCACGCGUUGAGGUUGUUAGCGUUUCGGCAGAUUCACAAAGUUCUUGGGAUGGACCCACUACCCCAGCCAAAGCCUCGGUUUAACAUGAGAAACCGCAAACGGAGACGGGACACCAGUGAAACAGCAGAAGGGGAAGGGGAAGGAAAGAAAGACAAAAAAGACAGUGACGCAGGAGACGUCUAGACUUGUUCUAAGUGAUGCUAAAUUUUGAAGAUUUCAAUUUUUUUAUAUAAGUUGCUGUUUAGUCUGAGACAUUUGCAAUUUUAGUGUUUUACUUGAAUAACAAUGUACUGUAGAUUUGUUUUAAACUGUGCUUAAUGAGUAUUAAAUUGCAUCAUUCCAUAAAGAUCAUGUUGCCCACGGCAACAGCUCCCCCUCCCUUUCCUCCCACUCUCCUCCUCCCCAUACCCAGGAAAUACAACCUUUACCAAGUGAGUUGGCCCAGUCCUGAAACCCAUCUUUCUCAAGUAUUCAAAACCAAAGUUGACUCCGUGCUUCCCUGGCUAGGGUGAGACUGCUUUCUGUCGUAAAUUGGUAAGAAUAUUUUUAAUUGUGUUCAGUUGAAAGAUGGGGUAUAUUUUUGCCAGACAACAACAAUUAAGUGCAGCAUGUUGGAUGUCCCCUUUUUGUGUUGGAACUGUUUUUAUAGUUCAAGCAAGCAUAACUGAAUGCAGAUACCUCGAAUAAAGCACCUAUAUAACUCUUAGCUGUAUUCUAUUUGAGAGCAUUGAGACCAUAGAGCCCCAUUUAAGUAAAUAAAACUUGUGCUGAUAUCAGAAACUUAGCGUUUGGGUGUGAUUGGUAUACAUCAAAUUUGUAGCACGUAGUCUAGUUAUAAAAUUGGGAGGCCUUUCACUGUGAUCAUGGAGUCUGGAAUGCUUGCCGUACAUGUAUGCUGCAAUGCUGUUUACUGGCUGAAAGCAUAUAGUUUUGACGAAACCAGAGAGGUAGGUUUACAACUUUAGAAAUUGUUUUUGGCAAGAUUGGUUUGACUGGCCUAACUCCUAAUAUGGCUCUUCUGCUUGGUUUGAAGUUGCCUAUUUCCAAUAAGUUUUGCUUUUUAAUGGUGACAGAAAUCGGGUCCUUUCCCUACUGCAUCUUUUCUUUUUCUGAAACAUGAGGGCUUGUCAUUUGGCUCACUACUGAAGUUUUUUCUUUUUGCAGCUCAGCUGAGUAACGAAAAUUUCUCUACUACAGUAGGCCUCUCCUGCAUGGAUUUUCUUCAGCAGUGAUCAUCACCCAACUGUUUGUUUAGAUACCUUUUGAAGUUCUGUAUUUUUUUGUGCUGUUUCCAAGGCUCCUGUAGUCUGUUUCCAGAUUUCCCCAUUUUGGUAAUUCAAAUUUAACAAUCAAAUUUUCCAAAACCCAUUUUCUUGCAAAGCACAUGAGAAUGGAUUAAUCUGGCAAAACUGCCACAAAAGAGAUUCCUAAUUUGCCACUGGCCAGUUCAGUGUUUUUUUUAAGAUACUGAUUUGUAAAGAUGUGCUGAUAACCUGGUUUGAAGGCAGACCAUUGGGAAUUGAACUUUCUGUUUUAAAAGUAACAAUCUACUGUGAAUUGGGUUCCCCAAAUUAGAUGAGUGUUCAUAGCCUGGUGUUGGGGGGUGGGGACUUAAAUUCAAAGUCAUUUCUUUUAAAAGGAGAACUCCACCUGAUUGUGUUUAUUGUCAGACCCUGUCUUCCUUGUGGCAAGUUUCAGUUUUCUCAAUGGAUUGCUCCAGCAGCCGACUGGGUGCUGAAUUCUGUGUUGUGAACUGUGGGUGAUAUCACGACUCAAGACAGCUUGUGCACCAAAAUUGCCUGACACUCAUUAGUAUAAAAUCCCUUCUAAUCCCUUCUAAUGUGCAUAAAAUGUACAGUUAAACUGGUUACACUAUUCACAGUUGUAUAGGUAGGAAAUGCCUCUCACACUGUAUGCGUACCCGAUACGGUUUCACCUAUUGAAGUGUUAUUUCUAUUGAAAUGUGGCUUUGUCCUCAGCUCUGUGGUAUUUAAAAAAUGUGCAUUCAACUUUUUGUCAGCUGUGUAUUACAAUACUGAACUAGCGUAAAAGUGCUAAUGGAAAAGAAAGCAGUGUAGAGGAUCUUUGUGUAAUUGGAUCCUUUUUAUGCUUUGAGGUAGCUGUUGACACACUGCAACUUUAUGAAGAUAACUGGGAAAUAAAGUCCUUACUGAACAAC